Megalobrama amblycephala (Wuchang bream) is the source of this 2620-nucleotide messenger RNA. Its product is annotated as protocadherin gamma-A11-like. NCBI's taxonomy places the organism in Eukaryota, Metazoa, Chordata, Actinopteri, Cypriniformes, Xenocyprididae. The transcript has a single exon. Bases 184 to 2583 code for a protein of 799 amino acids. Gene Ontology annotation, biological process: homophilic cell-cell adhesion. Gene Ontology annotation, molecular function: calcium ion binding. Gene Ontology annotation, cellular component: plasma membrane. The record is from RefSeq and is a predicted model, not a curated record.
UUUUCAGUGAGAAAGGAAAAGGGGAAAGCUUUUGGAUCGUUUAUCAUUUCCGAGUAUCUUGGAACAAAUGCGACAUCAUUUACUUUGUUCGAUUUAUAGGUUUUACAUUUAACAUUCUACGUUAGAAUACACCUUUUGGAAAUCGUAAGAUCGUUUUCAUGGUUUGUUUGUGCAAUCGAGAAAAUGUCUGCUGUUGUUAUGUGGUACUCGGUAUUGUUUUCCUUCAUCCUGCUUCAUUCGGCACGAGGACAGGUCAGUUAUUCUAUUCCAGAAGAAAUGGCUAAAGGUUCCACUGUGGGAAAUAUCGCGCAGGAUUUGGGCUUGGAUUUACAACGAUUGAGGUUAGGAAAAGCGCGCAUAUAUACAGGGGACAGUACUGAAUACAUUGGCCUCAAUAAAGACACUGGCUUGCUGCUCAUCAAAGAGAAAAUGGAUCGCGAGUCUCUUUGUGCAAAAACGACACCGUGUGCUUUGCACCUUCAGCUGAUUUUGGAAAACCCGAUGGAAUUAUACACGAUUACGGUUGAAAUCACAGAUAUCAACGAUAAUCCACCCACUUUCCAGAAAAAGCGAAUUCAUUUUGAAAUCAGCGAGUCAGCUGUAACGGGCGCGAGAUUCAUGUUAGAGAGAGCCGUGGACGCGGAUGUAGGAGUUAAUGGUCUUCAAAGCUAUUCUCUUAAACCAACUGAUAAUUUCAUCCUUGAGCUGCUCAGUCAACCAGACGGAGAUAAAAACGUCGAGAUGGUUUUGCAAAGCCCACUUGAUAGAGAAAAGAGAGGAGUGGUUACGUUAUUACUAACCGCCAUUGACGGCGGUGAUCCGCAGUUGUCUGGCACUGUUCAGAUACAUGUUACUGUACUUGAUGCCAAUGAUAAUUCUCCCGUAUUUUCGCAAAAAGUAUAUAAAGCCACACUGACUGAAACUGCAGCGAAAGGGACUAAACUGAUCACAGUCAGUGCUACUGACGCAGACGAAGGAUCUUACGGUCAGGUGACGUACUACAUUGCAAGCACGGACGAUAUUGUACGAAACAUGUUUAUUAUUGAUCAGUAUAGUGGCGAAAUCACCUUAAAUGGCAUAGUCGACUUUGAAAAAGCAAGUAACUACCAGAUUGAUAUCCAGGCUAAAGAUCAAGGAGGGCUUUCUGAUUCCUGUAAGCUGAUUAUUGAUGUGCUGGAUAUUAAUGAUAACAAACCAGUGAUAAACGUGCUCUCUAUGUCAAGCUCUGUGUCUGAGGACUCCACACCCGGCACAGUUGUUGCUAUGAUGAAAGUAGAUGAUGCUGACUCAGGUGUGAACGGCCAGAUUCACUGCAUCAUAAAUGAUAAUAUUCCAUUUGCUCUGACAUCACCAUCCAGCAAUUUCAUCAGUCUGCGUAUAGAGCAGCAGCUGGACAGAGAAAAAGAUGCUGAAUACAAUAUCAGUGUCACGUGCUCUGAUCAGGGGGUGCCCGCGCUCUCCAGCAGCGCCUCUCUGUCUUUACAGAUAUCAGAUGUGAAUGACAAUGCUCCUGUUUUUGAGAAAACUAACUAUGAGGCCUGUGUGCUGGAGAAUAACACACCUGGUCUCUCUAUAUUUUCAGUUAAAGCCAGUGAUGCUGAUUGGAAUCAGAAUGCUCGUGUUUCUUAUAUUCUAGAAGACAGCACUGUUAAUGGAGUCUCUGUCUCAUCAUAUGUGUCAGUGCAACCUGACAGCGGACUGAUUACAGCUAUGCGCUCUUUUGAUUAUGAGACACUGAAACAUUUCCACUUCCGGAUAAAAGCGCAAGAUGGAGGCUCUCCUCCACUCAGUAGUAACGUGACAGUGAAAAUUACUGUCCAAGAUCAGAAUGACAACGCUCCUCAGGUUCUGUAUCCGGUACAGACUGGAGGUUCAGUGGUGGCUGAGAUUGUGCCUCGUGCUGCAGAUGUUGGAUAUCUCGUCACUAAAGUGGUGGCUGUUGAUGUGGACUCUGGACAGAAUGCCUGGCUCUCCUAUAAACUACAGAAAGCUACAGACAGAGCGCUGUUUGAAGUGGGUUUACAGAAUGGAGAAAUAAGAACUGUGCGACAAGUGACUGAUAAAGAUGCUGUCAAACAGAAACUCACUGUUGUUGUGGAGGAUAACGGACAGCCCUCUCGCUCAGCUGUGGUCUCCAUUAACGUGGCUGUGGCUGACAGCUUUCCUGAAGUGUUGUCAGAGUUCACAGACUUUACGCAUGAAAAACAAUAUAAUGACAACUUGACAUUUUAUUUAGUCUUGGCUCUUGCGAUGGUCUCCCUGCUCUUCAUUGUCUCAGUUAUUUCAAUCAUUUCAGUGAAAAUCUACAGAUGGAGGCAGAAUAAGUUAUUUUAUAAAUCAGGGGCAAAUCUACCUGUAAUUCCAUAUUACCCUCCAGUCUACGCAGACGGCACAUUACAGCAUGUGUAUAAUUAUGAAAUGUGCGGGACAACUGAUUCAAGAAUGAGUGACAUGAAGUUUGUCAGGCCCUACAGUCAGAACACACUGGUGAGCCAGAGUCGUUUGGGAACAGUUCAGAGAGAAAAGAAGGAGCAGGAGGUUGAUGACCUGACUUUAGAGGUGAGACCUGGUUUGAUGUUUUAAAAUCAUAUCAUCCGUAUUCCAGUGAAAAAAAAAAAUA